CGCCGUGUCAGUCCGUGGGGGACCGAAACGUAUACAAUACAGUGAUAAACAUGAGUGAUAUCACCAACGCCAGAAACACCAUUGACGUCAAUGUUUCAAUUGUAAACUACGUCAUAAUUUCUCUUCCCCCCGACCCAGUAACUGAUGGUGUCACCCGUGGUUUGAUGAACGAGACGCUUGUCAACUGUACGUCACAAGGCUGUGUAAACGAUGUCAGGAUUCUUCAUGGCCGUCAACUAAGGUCUGAUAUGAAUGUAGUGUGUGAUACACGCACCCUUGGCCUCUUGUUGAGCCCUGAUAACUUCUAGUGGGUAAGUUGUUGUUGUUAAAAAGUAGAAAUUAAAAUCACAUAUACAAGCUAUCAAGUUUAAACUAGAGAUUAUGAGAGGAGAGAUCACUUAUGUGAGGCACUAGCCACCGUUGGCGCUAAAUUCACUCGUGUAAGUGUAGUGUAAGUGAAAGCUAGGAUUUGACUAAUAAUACUAAUAAUGACAUGCAACACCUUCGUGUUACUGUAGUAUUGCACGGCCCUUUUUGAGACUGAAUCUGGUAAGGUUAGUCAGUGAUUGUGAUAGAGAAAUGCCAACUUAGUGACGGUACUUUCAUUGGAGAGAUUGGAUUUUUGUGUGUGUGUUGUUGUUUUUUUUUUACUAAUUCACUUCAAGUAAAUAUAUCAAAACAUGGAUUUUUAUUAAAGCUGAAAUCAUUUAUGUUUUGUUUCCCCUUUAUAUAAUUUAAAAUAUCCAAGCCACACACACGGCUAGAUACACAUUUUUUUGUUUACAUUUCAUCAUGUUAUGUCACUACUUUAUUAUUAUGAUGUUUCGUAAUUUUUAAUAAAUAAAUAAUACAGGAUUUCUUCUUUUUUUGGUCCUCUCUCAAAGGUUGUAGCCUGUUUGGAAAGCUGAAACUUCCCUUUUUUUAAAAUGUGAAUCGUUGUAGACAGUCGGAAUAUUCACCAUUAAAGCUAGAUGGUCAGUUUGAGAACAAGACAACAGUGACCCACUGGACAGAGUGCUGUGGUGUGUGUGGUGCAACACAGGGACAAAAUGUGACAUUACUUUCUGUGACUCGGAUGAUUCUCUGAAUAACCAGUACGAUUGAGGAUACCGGGAUAAAUCAAUUGAAUCUUUAUCUGGAUGAUAGAGCAUCAAUUUUUGAAAAACCUGGAAGCCAACCGUGACAACCACAUGUGGCAGACAAACUUAACAACCAAACGUGACAACCAAACUUGAUAAACCAAACGUGACAACCAAACGUGACAGCCGAACGUGACAACCAAACGUGACAGUCAAACCUGACAACCAAACGUGGUAUCUAAACGUGACAACCAAACGUGACCACCAAACGUGGCAGCCAAACGUGGCAGCCAGACGUGGCAGCCAAACGUGACUUUAGACCAUGAUAAUAAACAUGGUCAUUAAUAACUGGCAUUGUUCUUAAAUUAAUUUUUUUAUUUUUUUUGGACCAAAACAAAGUUCUGGGCUCAGUUCAAAUCUGACUGCCCCUAAAGUCAAUACUAUUAAAGUCACGUGAGGUCAUCAUGGGAGAUCUAACCCUGUCCCUUGAGGACGGCAGCGGCAAAUGCCCGUGUUCCGUCAACCACGGAAACCACCUUCAGGGCGACGGGCGACCAGUCGCCCCGCGCCCACGACGGGACAGCAGCAUUUCCCUGUAUUUUACCAAUCUGCCGACCAUCCCGGAGCUGGAGCCCCUUGUCACUCCCCCCUCGCCCACCGACGGGAAACAUAUGGACCAAUCUGUGGCCCCUACUUGCGGAGAGAAAUGCAACAAUAAUUACUCUUGUUGUAAAGUCGCUGACCUGUAUCUAGGACACCCUUACCUUCCGACCAGACCAGUCAUUUCAAAAACUGACCACCAUCCUCACUCUGUGCUGUCCACGUGGACCUACGCGCAGUUCAGUAUUCUGAAAAACGGUUCUCAUCCAGGAAAUUUUGACAGCCCGUUUAGCACGUGAGUAAUUAUGAAACGCAGCGGUUCUGAACCCAAGUGUUUCUGUCAUCUUAUGAAAUUUGUAGAAAAAAACAAACAAACAACAACAGACUUAAAAACAAUUUAUGAUAACAAACUUUAUAGUAGCAAUUUGGGAAUAUACAAAAUGAUAGUGCCAGAGUGUGGUUUAAGUUUUCGUUGAAUAUGCGAAGGUUCAGAACAUCUGGGAAAUUUGAGAUAUUUAUGCAAUGAAAUAAGAUAAUGCUUAACAGGUUUUGUCAUGGACUCCCUUUGAUAGACUGUCAAAACCAUGGACCCCCUUGAUAUAAUGGUCAAACCAUGGACCCCCUUGAUAGAAUGAUCAAACCAUGGACUCCCUUGAUAGAAUGAUCAAACCAUGGACCCCCUUGAUAGAAUGAUCAAACCUUGAUGGAAAGAUUAGAUCGUUGACCCCCAUCAGAUAGAAUGGGUAAAAUAUCCCCCACCCCCCCAGCUUGUGUGGAUAGAAUGGACACAGCAUGUACCCCCUGAGAGUCUGGUGGAACCCUUAAACAUAUGAUUAAUUCUACGCUGUUCUCGAAGAUAAGGUAUAAACAAAAAUGACCAAGUUCAUGAGCUUGAUGAAAUAAGUCCAAAGAACACCAUAGGGUUAGCAGAUCAGGGGAUUUUGCUAUCACCGCAAUUGCGUCUUGUAUAAACACACCAAACCGGGUGAACUUAGAAAAAACCGGUUCAGACUAAGACUUAUGGAACCUUGAUACCCAUGGCAUGAAUGUCUAGUUCUCAUUCACUUUUUAAACAUUUCCUCCGCCCCACCUCAUUACACCCAAUCGCCAUGAACUUCCUCUCUUCCGUCCCUUUUUGCCUGUAAUAAAUCUCUUACCUACUUAUGUUUUGUUACAUUCCUCUUACUGUCCUCUCCGAUGCUACAUUCAGCUAAGUUUUUUUAAUUUUAUAUUGUUAUUACUGUUUUUUUUCGCCGAAGAAGGUUUCUAGCCGCUGAAAAAAGGUUUCUUUCCGUUGAAGAAGGUUUCUUGCCGACACAUUUUGUUUUAGUGUUGAACCCUUUUUUCCAGGUUUUCUCAUACUUUGUUUCGAUCAUUUCCUUUUGCCCUAACCUGAUCACAAUCUCUCUCCCUUAUAACCAUUUUUAUUUUCAGUUUGUACGUUAAAAGUGAGCACAAAAUAAAAUGGACCUAUAUUUCGUUUCCGUCACUGUCGCUCAAAUAUUAUUAGACCACCACUAACUAACCCAAGAUAUCUAAAAAAAAAAAAACUGUAGUAUAUUACACUGUAAAGUUAUUUUGUCCCCAAUGAUUUUCGUACACUAACUGUCUCAUCUUGGCGCCAAUGUCAAGUUAAAUUUAAAAAGAAAAAAGACAGUACCCAGUACGUCUGAUAAUGAUGUGUUGGUGUUAAUUUCGCCACACGGAAUCACUCAUUGUCUCACAAUAACAUCACAUCAAAAUGACUAUUGGAGCUGGACGGUAACACGACCAACUGAUCUCCCACAAGCUACUUAAAACACACAUUUUCUGAAGACUAUCUUUAUAAUCCUGAUACCGAUACAAACAUUCGUGCGCCACCUCCUUUUUUUUUUUUUACGAAAUGCUGUUGGUGACCACGUGAUUUCAAAAUCAUCGUUGCAUUUAACAAUCAACUUUUCGCUGCUUUGAAAUGUAUUGUGUAUAAUGUCAGAGCCACUGAUAGUCUAGCGAAAUAGAAUAUAUAUAAAUAAUAUAAUAUCAGAACCACUGAUAGAUUAACGAAAUAUAAUACCAGAACCUCUGGUAGACUAACGAAAUAUAAUAAAUAUAAUAUCAGAACAACUGAUAGACUAACGUGAUAUGUUGUGCAUCAUGUCAGAGCCACUGACAUAGUAACGAAAUAUAUUGUGUAUGAUGUCAGAGUCAGGGCCACUGAUAGACUAACGUAAUAUGUUGUGCAUCAUGUCAGAGCCACUGAUAGACUAACGUGAUAUGUUGUGCAUCAUGUCAGAGCCACUGAUAGACUAACGUAAUAUGUUGUGCAUCAUGUCAGAGCCACUGAUAGACUAACGUAAUAUGUUGUGCAUCAUGUCAGAGCCACUGAUAGACUAACGUAAUAUGUUGUGCAUCAUGUCAGAGCCACUGAUAGACUAACGUACUAUGUUGUGCAUCAUGUCAGAGCCACUGAUAGACUAACGUACUAUGUUGUGCAUCAUGUCAGAGCCACUGAUAGACUAACGUAAUAUGUGUUGCAUCAUGUCAGAGCCACUGAUAGACUAACACAAUUUUCAAAGCCAUCUAAAACAUUUGUUUAAAACCCUUACAGGUACAGCGACCACAAACAUGGGAUGACGUCACCGAUUGCUAUUCUCAAUGCCAAGCAGCACCACGACGGGACGGACUCCUCCAAAAGUGACAUUGGCGACCACAGCUCAGUGCUGACACUAGAGGAAGACCAGCCCAAGAAAAUGACCCGAGCUCAGAAGAUUCAGAUGAGGAUUAUGAUGGCCGUCGGUUUUGUUUUAGUCAUUGGGAUACUGCUAUGGAUCAUCUCCCCUUUCUUCCCCUUUUGAAAAGCUUGUAAUUGCGCACCACUUGUUAGUGUGGGUAAACUAUUGUAUCUGGGCAUUCAGACAUUUCCGAUAUGCAAGAGAGUUUAGUGUUGCCAGACCGUUUAAUCUAUCACAGUUUCAUGGAUCCUUAUGUUGACCUAUUCACAAAUGUAAAAUGUAGUUUAGCGAACUAUGAAAAAAAAACAAACAUGUCAGCCUGGCACAGCACACAGAGGCGCACUCAGAGGCGUAGCUAAGGUAUUUGGCGCCCCGGGACAAGAUUCUUUUUACACCCCGCUCAGCUCGGAAACUCAUUAUUUUCAUAAAUGAAAAAACACCAAAGGCCAUUUUGGCGCCAUCACUAGUAUAUCCCCCGGGGACAGCUUUCGCCACCUGCCUACAUAGAUACGCCUCUUAGCGUACAGCAUUAAAAUUAUUUUUAAUUAUUUAUAACAAACUGCAGAAAGGGAGGGAUGCCGUUGUAAAAUAUGAUUGAUGCAUUCAUGAUAUCAGAUUGUGUUAUUGGAUGGAUGGCAUCAUUAUAACACGUUGUUUAAAA
Molecule: messenger RNA, 5051 nt
Organism: Lymnaea stagnalis (great pond snail)
Lineage: Eukaryota; Metazoa; Mollusca; Gastropoda; Lymnaeidae
Source: the annotation of a GenBank genome assembly